Molecule: messenger RNA, 1156 nt
Organism: Aspergillus candidus
Lineage: Eukaryota; Fungi; Ascomycota; Eurotiomycetes; Eurotiales; Aspergillaceae
Product: clathrin light chain CLC1
Exons: 4
Coding region: 84-809 (241 amino acids)
Biological process (GO): clathrin coat assembly; intracellular protein transport; clathrin-dependent endocytosis
Cellular component (GO): clathrin coat of coated pit; clathrin coat of trans-Golgi network vesicle; plasma membrane
Molecular function (GO): clathrin heavy chain binding; structural molecule activity
Source: RefSeq, a predicted model, not a curated record
GCUGGACGUCCCUGAUCCCCCUCCUAUUCCUAUAUCCAGAACCACCUCACCACAUCUCCAUUCAAUCGCAUCCUUCCACUACAAUGGCCGACCGUUUCCCCUCCUUAGAUGACUUCUCUGCAGGCCAGACGGAAGUCGUCGAGACCAACACCGCAGAGGACAACGAAGACUUUCUCGCUCGCGAACGGGCAGCCCUCGGUGAAGAUGCGGAGCAGUUCGCUACGUCCCAAGACCACGUUGCCGAUGUGAAGGACGACAAUGACAACCUACUGGGCGGAGCGGAGGACGCCAGCCCCGUGGCUGCGGAGGUCUCCGGGUUCGAGUCGUCGUUCCCGGCCAUCGACACACAGAACGAGCAAGUUGCCCCCGGCGGCACCAUCACCGGCACCGGUGCGCCGUUCCCGCCUUCCGGCUACGCCAGCUACCAGGAGCCCGAGGAGGAGCCCGAACCUGUGAAGGAAUGGCGCGCGAGACGCGACGCCGACAUCGCCCGCCGUGUCGAGCUCUCCGAGGAGAAGAAGGAAGCGACGGUCAAGAAGGCCCACGAGGACAUCGACGAUUUCUACGUCUCUUACAACAACAAGGCCGACAAGCUGCGCUCGCAGACCCGCACCGACGCCGAGCAGUUCCUCGCCAACCGGGAAGAUACCUCCGCCGGCGGCACCAGCUGGGAGCGCAUCGCCAAGCUGGUUGACAUCUCGGGCAAGGGCAGCCGCGGCGGCGCGAGCGGCUCGGGCAAGGAGCGAUUCCGCGAGAUGCUGAUGGAUUUGAAGAAGGAUCAAAAUGCGCCGGGAGUCAGUGGGGUUUAAUUUUGAGGUUGAUACCUUUCUCAUUUUUUCUUUAUUUUCGCUUCAUUAAUCUCUCUCGAUUGUCGCAUUUCUCAAGUCUUUUUUUCCACCCUUUACUAUUUCUAACAUUUCCCACUACAAUUUCUUUUGAUGGUUCCUGGUGCAUAAAUAGGUGAUGCUCAGAUAUGUAUUUCCAAUAGUCCGGUCCUUUGAGUUUCCUUCCAUUUUCACCGUCUUGUUCUUGCCUGCGCUGGUUUCUGGCGCCCUUGUCUCUUUUUACCCUCUCUGCCCCCUUAUUUAUUUAUUCCUUCCUCUUCUACCAUAACUUGUGUUGAUAGAUAAAAAAUACAUUUACGCUGGAUUGAAAC